CGGUGGGCCCGGCCCGGCCCCGCCGCCACUCUGCCGGCGCUGCGGAGCGGAGGAGCGCGGCCAUGGCGGCGGCCUCGGCGGAGGCGGAGACCCGGCAGCGGCUGCUGCGCACCGUCAAGAAGGAGGUGAAGCAGAUCAUGGAGGAGGCAGUGACAAGGAAGUUUGUGCAUGAGGACAGCAGCCACAUCAUCUCCUUCUGUGCUGCGGUGGAAGCCUGUGUCUUAUACGGCUUGAAGCGGAGGGCAGCAGGAUUCCUGCGCAGCAACAAGAUAGCAGCUCUGUUUAUGAAGGUGGGAAAGAGCUUUCCUCUGGCAGAGGAGCUUUGCAAGAAAGUGCAAGACCUGGAGCAGCUCAUUGAGAAUGCACGAAAUCAAGUCCAGAGCAUCCCAGAGAAUGCGCGCAAGAUGCCGAAGCUGCCCAACCUGUCUCCUCAAGCCAUCAAGCACCUCUGGAUCCGCACAGCCCUCUUUGAAAAGGUCUUGGAUAAAAUCGUGCAUUACUUGGUAGAAAACAGCAGUAAGUACUAUGAGAAAGAAGCUCUCCUGAUGGAUCCUGUGGAUGGGCCAAUUCUUGCAUCUUUAUUGGUGGGGCCCUGUGCGCUGGAGUACACAAAGAUGAAGACCGCUGACCACUUCUGGACAGAUCCCUCUGCUGACGAGCUGGUUCAGAGGCACCGGAUCCACAGCUCGCACUGUCGCCAGGACUCACCCACCAAGCGCCCGGCGCUCUGCAUUCAGAAAAGGCAUUCGAGUGGCAGUAUGGAUGACCGGCCAUCACUGUCUGCCAGGGACUACGUGGAAUCGCUGCACCAGAACUCCCGAGCCACGCUCCUCUAUGGCAAGAACAACGUCCUGGUGCAGCCACGAGAUGACAUGGAGGCAAUCCCCGGAUACCUGUCCCUUCACCAGACUGCCGACAUCAUGGCACUGAAGUGGACGCCCAACCAGCUGAUGAACGGCUCUGUGGGGGAUCUGGACUAUGAGAAGAGCGUGUACUGGGAUUAUGCCAUGACUAUUCACCUGGAGGAGAUAGUCUAUUUGCACUGUCACCAGCAAGUAGACAGCGGUGGGACGGUUGUCUUGGUGAGCCAGGAUGGGAUUCAGAGGCCCCCGCUGCGGUUCCCCAGAGGAGGGCACUUACUGCAGUUCCUGUCCUGCCUGGAGAAUGGCCUCCUGCCCCAUGGGCAGCUGGAUCCACCCCUCUGGUCACAGCGGGGAAAGGGGAAAGUGUUUCCCAAGCUGAGGAAGCGAAGUCCCCAGGGCUCCUCUGAGUCUGCAUCUGACAAGGAAGAUGAUGAAGCCACAGAUUACGUUUUCAGAAUAAUCUACCCAGGGACACAGUCUGAAUUCGUUACCAUUAAUGGUAAUUUUCAUCCAUUCCUUGCAUCUGUCAUCUCCAUCACUGCCGUGAGAGGGAAGAUUGCAAGGACUCCGGCUGCAAGCAAGAUGGUGGUGAUCCCUAAAUGGUUUCCGAGUCUCCUCAUCACAUCCCAACCUCCCCUUGCUGUUCUGGGGGCUGCUCGGCAUCAGUUGCCCCAGGAUCUGAUGGACACACCGGGUGCUGGCCUGCCUCCCAUGUGGCAACCCAGCACCCGCAAGUCCUCCUGCUCCUCCUGCUCUCAGAGCGGCUCCUCUGAUGGUGGGCCAUCCAACGGCUGCAGCCAUGAAAGAGCUCCGUUGAAGCUCCUGUGUGACAAUAUGAAGUACCAAAUCCUCUCCCGGGCCUUCUACGGCUGGCUGGCCUAUUGCAGACACCUCUCCACGGUGCGAACCCACUUAUCUGCGCUGGUUAACCACAACAUUGUGUCUCCUGACGUGCCCUGCAAUGCCAGCUCAGGACUGACUGUGGACAUAUGGCAGAAAUACCUGCAGGACAGCACGAGUUAUGAGGACCAGGAGCUGCUGCGGCUGAUCUACUAUGGCGGGAUCCAGCAUGAGAUCAGGAAGGCUGUCUGGCCCUUCCUUUUGGGCCAUUAUCAGUUUGGGAUGACUGAGGCAGAAAGGAAAGAGGCUGAUGACCAGAUCCGCACCUGCUACGAGCACACCAUGGCAGAGUGGCUGGGCUGCGAGGCCAUCGUCCGGCAGCGGGAGAAGGAGUCGCAUGCAGCAGCUCUGGCCAAAUGCUCCUCUGGGGCCAGUCUGGAUUCCCACAUUCAGAGGAUGAUGCACAGGGACUCGACGAUCAGCAAUGAGUCUUCACAGAGCUGCAGCUCUGGCCGACAAAAUCAUGCCCGGCUGCAGAGUGACUCCAGCUCCAGCACACAGGUGUUUGAAUCUGUUGAUGAAGUGGAACAGACUGAAGCGGAUGCUCAGCUGGAAGAUGGCAAACAAAGCAAGAUCCCCAAUGGGACGGUUCCCAACGGCACGUGUUCCCCUGAUUCUGGCCACCCCUCUUCCCAAAACUUCUCCAUCACAUCGGGGUUCUCAGAGCGCAGCUUCAGCAAUGAGGACAGUGCCCUGGAAACCAACAAAUCCUUGGCCACCUCUCAGGGAAAGGCUGGUGGGUCUGACGUGCCAGCCCCACAGCACCUGGAGGGUGCCCAACAGGAGGAGAAGCUGCAGGGCCAAGACAGCCUGGAGGGUGAAUUUCCCACCGGUGGAAGCAUGGACUUUGUUCCUGUGGUUGAGAGCGCAGCCAGGGUCCUGCAUGAUCGUGAUGCUGUGGCCCUGACUGUGGUAGAGAGCUGGGCAGACAGUGAAGCUGAAAAGCAGAGCUUGGUGGAGAGUGAAGAUAACCUCUCUGAGGAGCCAGAGAUGGAGAGUUUGUACCCACAGCUGGAUUCUCUGACUGUAGCUGAUCUGGCCAACAGUGAAACAUCUGCUGUCUCCUCCAUGGGCGUCACCUACUCUCCAGAGCUGCUGGACAUGUACACGGUGAAUCUGCACCGCAUUGAGAAGGAUGUGCAGCGGUGUGACCGCAACUACUGGUACUUCACCCCUGCCAACCUGGAGAAACUCCGCAACAUCAUGUGCAGCUACAUCUGGCAGCACAUUGAGAUUGGCUAUGUGCAGGGGAUGUGUGACCUGCUAGCCCCUCUCCUGGUCAUCCUGGAUGAUGAGGCUCUGGCUUUCAGCUGUUUCACUGAGCUUAUGAAGAGGAUGAAUCAGAACUUCCCCCACGGAGGAGCCAUGGACACCCACUUUGCCAACAUGAGAUCUCUGAUCCAGAUUCUGGACUCUGAGCUCUUUGAGCUGAUGCACCAGAAUGGUGAUUACACUCAUUUCUACUUCUGCUACCGAUGGUUUCUGCUGGACUUCAAGAGAGAGCUGGUGUAUGAUGAUGUGUUCGCCGUCUGGGAAACCAUCUGGGCAGCUGCACAUGUUUCCUCUGCACACUAUGUGCUCUUCAUCGCCCUGGCUUUGGUGGAAAUGUACCGGGACAUAAUCUUGGAGAACAACAUGGAUUUUACAGACAUCAUCAAGUUUUUCAACGAAAUGGCUGAGCGGCACAACACCAAGCAGAUCCUGAAGCUGGCUCGGGACCUUGUCUAUAAAGUCCAGACUCUGAUCGAGAACAAAUGAAGGAUGUGGGGAGGAAGAUGAGGCAUCCAGACAAAGAGCCAGAACUCCCCUUCAAUGCUUCCUCCCCUUCUCCUUUGUCUUGAAGUGCCACACCUGUGGAAAUAAGGUAGUUGGACACAUGCUGCUGUCUAAACUGGAAGUACCCUUAGCUCUCUGAGUGCUGUGUUCAGUGUUAGGCCCAAGGGCCCUGGCUCAGAUCUUCGCAGCCUUCUUCAGUGACUUAACCAAAGAUCCGUACAAUUGCAUUUCACUGCUACGGACUUGCUUUGGAAGCAGGACCCAGGCAGUCGCUUCCUUGCCUUGCUGCAGGAGAAGGGCAGCAAGUGUUGUUACUACCACGACUGCUGAGGCAGUUGCCAGCAUCCCAGAUCGGAGCUCGGGGUUUGGGAGAGCAGAGCUGCCAGCCCUCCUCAGGGCUGACUCGGGCUCGACAGCCUUUGUUGGAAGGGGACGAAGCUGCUUGCUUGGACAGCCAUUACCCUGUGGCAUGGGGAAGCCAGCCAGCCCAGCCAGCCUGAGCAAUACAGGGAUGCUGCCAGUACUCAGUUUCUUACUGUCAUUAUGAGGUUCUGCCAGUAACAGAGAGAGACUUUGAUCACAGAAAUUUUUCUUUUGAUCUUGUCCCUUGAUGCAUAGCAUCCCCUUUAGUAUUUUUUUAGGGCUCUGUUCUCUCCCUGGGAUUUUUACAUCGUUUGAUACUACAGCAUCUGAGCACACAAGAGUUUCAUAUCUGGAUGGGUUUUCGGAAAAGCUCCAAAUUCAACAUGGGGUUUUUCUUUCAAAUUCCGGCCUCUGUAGUGCGCUCUGAACACUGGAAAAUCUGGUCCUAACCUCCUCUGGGAACUCUAGACUUGAGGUUUUCUUACCUGCCUUACUCUAGUUGCUUCUGUUAGGAGUCUGGUCUCCCUGUCAUUCUCUGCAACCCCUGUUAGGAGGAGCUCCUUGGAAGGCAAGCCAGAGCUCCCGGCUUUGGUGGCUGUCCUGACUUUCCCUCUGAAGGUGCCUCUCUCUUCCUCUGUUAAUUUAAAGACCAGCUCCUCAAAGCUAGACAGUGCAAACAGUCCCCAUGGUGCCUGCAGGUUUUCUGUGUGCUUCUGGGGCUGGCUGCAAAGUCCCCUAAGUCCACUGAAAGUCUCCAGUUAGGUCUUGGUGGGCUUCUUUCACAGGCCUGUGAAGAGGAAAAUAGCCCAAGGUCCCUGAGUGGUCUUUGCUUUUGGAAGAUGCACUUCUGUGGCCACUUUUCCUGUAGUGGUUCUCCAGCGUUGCAGCUCCUGGAGCACACUGCAUGAAGUGCCUCUCCAGCACUACCAGCGUCAGAGCUGAGCUGCUGUGUCACGCUAAGGCUGCGCUAUGGAGGGUUUGGAUUCAUUUUUCAACUCAGGUAAAAACAAUAAAGGAAAAGGAGAGGUGUAGGUUGUUGAUUUAGUUCAGCCAGGGAGGGCUUUGUCCUGGCCACAGAAAGCUGCCAUGAAGGUGUGCUUCCAUCAGCAGGGAAGACACUGGGUUGUAGCUUUCUAUAAGGGUACUUUCUCUCAAGUUUUGCUGCAAAAAUUUGUGUUCCCCCUCCAUGCAAUGCGUGAUGUGUGUGUGCGCGCUCUCCUCCUCCCCUCUGCAAGAUAAGGCACUGCUCUUCUCUUGCUGUUGGAGCGCUGCUCACCAGAAGGGAAAAGGGGCCCUUCCCUUCUGUGGAACAUCUGUCCGUGCUGACUGUGUUUUGUAUUUACUUGUGGCGUGUGUCAGGUGUUGCUUGCAGAAAAAAGAUGCAAAUCUGCAGAAGAGAAAACUGCUGUUUCAGAGAAGUUCUGCAGAGUGUGGUGCAGCAAUGUGCAGUUUCUGAGCAAAUCGGCUAGUCUUUCUGCAGUACAGGGAUGUGGAGGCUGCAGCUAGAAAAACCAGGGAGCAGUAGUGCAUCCAGAACCCUUUAGGGAAGAGGACUGCAGCAGGGGGUGAGAGCAAUGGGGCGCCUUUCAUGUCUCAUAAACCCAACAAGCAAAUGUGUACCAACAAUCUAGGAAAUUAUUUGAAGCAAUUUUCUGCAUGAAAUCUCUAAAGAGUGCUUGGUCUGUAGUAGCACAGGAAACAACAGCAUUUGAGCUUCAAAUCUGCCAGUUUACAUGUGAAUCUUUCAUCUUUCCGCAAAGCAGAGUGAAAACCUCGUGCCCUCCUUACCAGGUUGUUCCUGUUCCCUCUCUAGGACAGGCCAUAGUCUGCUUCUAUCACCUUCUACGAAGGGGGAGGGAAGCACUCUGUCCUUCCCUUUCUGAGGGACAAGAACCAACAGGUCAACUGAAAUACAGUCUUAUCAAGCAACGUCACUGACACUUUAUCUUUCAAGCUUCUGUUUUUCUUUCCUUGGUUUUUAAACAGAAACAGCCAAGAAAUUCUGCACAAUAUUUGCUGUCUGUGUUAAUUGAGAGUGUCUUUGGGCCGCUCAAUAGCAGUGUAUUUUGAAUAACUUCUGGGGGAAAAGAAGUAUUUAUUUAUUGAUUGUACAUUCCUGUGUGUCCUUGUAUACUGAAGUACGUGAGCGUGUGUUGUUAUGCAGAUGGAGAUAUAUCUUUUCAAUGUUCUUUACGAUAUCUUGUAAAUGUUUACCAGAAAAUUGUGUCUAUAUAUAUAACAUAUAUAUAUACAGUAUAGACAGAAAAUGUGAAUUAAGCGGGUUAUUUUUUGAGAGGGGGGGAGAAGAAAUCUUUUGCUUCUAAGAACUGUGUGGUUUCUAUAGCACCUAUUCCAUGAUGUGCCAAUCUGUCACUGUCCCUGUGCUGUGAGAAGCGUUCUGGUACGGCUGACAGGAAGCUCAGAGCAGAACCACCAUCAUGACCUCAGCUUGGCUUCAUUUUAGUUCUGACUUUAAAACUGGAAAAGAACAAAAAAAGGAGGAAGAUAUUUUAUAAAAAGCUUUGUUCUGGCUAUGGUGCUGAUUAGAGCCCGCAGGAGCGGACCUCUGCCAGGGUUUUGUCCCUGCCUUGGGAUCAGCAUGGGUAAGAAGAGUUGCAGAGCUGAGGCUUGGUGUGGGUUGCAAAGAAAUUGGAUAGUUGAAAGAUAUGUUAUGCCAUUUAAAUUGGGACUAAAGUCAUUCACCUUUGCAGCUGAUCAUGCUGUUUGGUUAGGAAGGGAGUGUUACAUGACCUGUACAGAGUAUUUGUGGAGCUGAUCCACUCUCCGAACUAGCACCUGUCCAGACUAGCUCUGUGGCAGGCAGUGCUCCCCACGCGCUGCUCUACCCCGAUUCGUACAAAAGUCAGCAAAAACCAUCUGCCCCCAAAUACUCCUGGGAGAACUCAAGUCUGAACUUGGAGGUCUAGCUUUGUGUUCCCAUGCAGAUCUGAGACAGAAGGCGCGAAUGGUGUGCAGCCCCUGCACUGGUGGAUGGUGCUGUUCGCUGGCUGCCCGCCCUGCCAGACCCUCGCCGUGCUGCUGGCAGGGGAGCGCGCAGGGCAGCAGCUGCUGGAGGUCAGAAACAGGCUGCGAUAGCCCCUGUGCUCUGCCCUUCCGCAGCCCCUGUCCACUCGGGGUCCCAGCUCAGUUUUGAGCAUCUUCCCAGCACUCGCAGUGGGUAGCAGCUGUGCUCCUUGCGGAGCCCUCUGUGGCAGCCGUUGUCUGACCCACAGGUUUAUGUGCUUGUGGGGACCCACAGUGAAGCACCACCAGGAGUCUGGGGCUCAAGAUCUAUUUGAUGGUUAAAAGCUACUAAAAUGUAAGCAAAGGUUUUUGUUACGCAGUUGUUUGUAGGCCACCUUCGGCCUCAGCCUCUCCUGCCUGGCUCUGCCCCUUGGCUAGAUUGCCCUGAGAGAAAAGCAUUAUUCGGGGUGUCGAGACAUCAGAGAUCUCCCAUCUGUGCAGCCAGAGGAUCGCCUGUUUGCCGCAAAGGGAGAGGCUUGUUGCAGGGGAAUGCUUGCCCAUAUACAGUAAUCUCGUCUGGCUCCCUGGAGGAAUGUCUCAUCCCAGCAGCUCCGUGCAGCUCAAAUCCACCCCAUGACUGUCUUUAGCCUGCUGUUGUUUGCUCUGUAGGAGCAGGGACUCAAGUUGCUCUGCCUUCUGGCUUGAGACUGCUGCAUCCCUCCCCUGGCUGCAGCAAGGUUUGCAUCCCGCUUGCACCCAGCCCACGUUCUCUGCUCUAGGUCACUUGGAGCUGAGCCUGAGCAAAGGACUGACUCCCUGGGCUGAGCAUCCGCGGCGGUGUGGGGCUUUCACUUUAGCUUUUGUUAGGGCUGCUCAGCUAGCAGAUAAUCUGGGUAUGCAUAAAUACAGUUAACGUUUGUGUCCCGGCCCCAUGUUCCCUCCAGGGAAUUACUAAUGGAUUCUCUUUCUGUAUUUGAGCUUUCUGCUAACACAACCUACCAAAUAACUCUUGGUACCCGUCUCUUUUAGUGUCACCCAUAUAAACACUUUAGAAGUUGUCUUUGUUCCUAAAUGUGUGUGUUUUAUAGGAGUUUUACUGUGUUGAGUCUCUGAAUUGCUUUGCUAUUAACACUCUUCAUGAAGACUGAGAGGUGGUUGUUUUGCACGGGAACUUGCUGCUCUCAUCCAGCCUCUUAAGUUUUGAAAUCGCUUGACAUACCCACGUCUACCUUUUAUUGUAACAAGGGCCAGCAGCAGAAGUGCAGGUAUCAACCAUCGUCCCUGCUUAGUGAAAAACAGAUCAAGAGAAGUGACUAUGCUUGAUGUGGUACCUUGGAAUUGCAGUUCUGCUGGGAACCCACCCAUGGGCAAGCUGAGCCCAUCCCAAAAUCUCACCUUGGAGACACAAGCCUUGUGGCCAAGAGCAGUUUAUGGGAUGAGAUUCUUAUUUGUUCUUUAUUUAUUCAUUCACUUAAUUUAAUCUGGCUGGCUAGUUUUGCUUUCUUUCCUCAUUUACUUUGAGUAGCUGGCUAAUCCUCUGCACUGGGAGCCACUGUGGCAAACAGUCCUCAAAACAAGUGUGGGACCAGUGUCAGGAUUCUCACCAUGUAAAUUUGCUUUUAGAAAUCUCUUAAGAUAUCUUAAAUUGCUGUUCUCUACUGUGGCACUGCUGUUGAGCUAGUGGUAGCCUCUGAGCCCGUUAUCAAUAGGACCAAAAUAAAUGUCAUUUCAUCAUAACUGUUUGGGAAUUUUCAUGAGUACUGAGCAGUUCUGGGCACGUUUUCAGCAUUUUACUAUCACAUGAGCGCAAAUUGAAAGUGAAAGAGCACAACUUAGAGGUGAAGUGACAAUUUUCUAGCAAUAGGGAAGGGUUGUAACUCUCACCAGAACCAGUUUUCAGAAAUUCUUAUAAAACUUUUCAGAUACCCUGAAGUAGAUAAAAUGCCAUUUACUGUUGCCAGCUAUUUCAGGCACUCCAGUGAUCUUCACUCAAGGUCAUUAUCGUUGUUGCCUGCCAUGAGGUGAACACAUGCUGCUGAUUGAGGCACCUGAAGUCUUUGUGGUCCCCAGCGACACCACAUUUAUGUUUUACGGUGGCAGCGUGGGCCAAAGUUAAGGCUGUUCUGGUGCCGUAGCCAUGCGUUUCUACAGCCUAGAGUGUUUGCCUUUCUUCUAAACUUUGUCUGAAUCCUGAAUUUCCUGGAGAAUGUACAUUGUUGGAAUAGUCAUAGCAGUCUUUUAAUAUAUGUCUAAUUUUAGAUUAGUGAUAAGCAUAUUCAACCUUAAUUUCUCAUUCAGUUGUUCAAUAACUUCCUUUUUAAAAUUGAUUUUGCACAAUGGAAACUGAGCAGGGAGCCCAAAGACGGAGCUGCAGGUGACAGCUUCUGGUCCAUGGCUGGGUGCAAUGGCUCCUGAGCUGCUGGCACACGAAGGGUCUGUGGCCCCAUCGGCUCUGGGACCAGUCCGGCAUACACAGCAGUGUCUGGAGCAGGCAGGUUGUGUCCCAGCCUCUGUCCCACCAGACAGGUCUGCUGCUGGCCUCAGUGGAGGCUCUCGGGUCUCUUGCAGAAAGCCCCUGUUUUCCUCUGCCUGACAAGAGCUGCUGAGAACCCCGAGGAGCUUGGCAUGUGGCAAGGGAUGGGUAUUAAGUGCCGCUCAAGUGGGAGAUGACUGGAGGAAGACCACUUCUCAUCAACUUUUUUGUAAGGAGUAAAAAGCACCAUUUGUCUUUUUUUUUUUUUUUUUUUAACAUAUCAAUGCUAAAAUUUAAACUAUGCACAGGAUCUCAAAAAGUACAUGGAAGUUUUAAGAAUCAGUGUGGCUUCACUACUAAGGAAGAUAAAGAAUUGAAAAUCCUAAUACUGGAUACUGAGAUACAUAGUCAUGAAAAUGAAAUUUUACUAUGAUCUCCUUAAAUUCUCAGAAAUUCAGUCUCUUCUUGGACAGUAAUUCCCAGGAGCCAGGGAAGGAGAAAGAUGUUUUUUACAAACAGAAUUAAUUGUGGAAUCAUAUAAUGGGUUUGGGUUGGAAGGGACCUUAAAGGUCGUGUAGUUCCAAGCCCCCUGCGAUGUGCAGGGACACCUUCCACUAGACCAGGUUGCUCCAAGCCCCAUCCAGCCUGGCCUUUGUAAUGAAUACCUUUGUUGCAAAUCAGACUCAGAUGUAACCUUAGACCCAUGAUUGUCACCUCCCUAGUGCUAAGGUGUCUUCUGGAGAGCUUGGCAGGGUGAAUGCGUGACCCUGGGCUGUCACCCUGCUGCAGCCGCUGUGGAGAUGACAGGUUCCAAUCCCAAGCUCUGUGGGACACGGGAUUACCUCUCAACAGCAGGGUUAUGAAUGUAUCUGAUGUACUGGCAUUGGACUUUUUUGUUGCCCUACACUGAAUUGCUGCUUUUAUAUGUUGGACGCCAUUUUGGUCUCUGGGAGUUGCUCUAUCUGAGCUUAAUGAGCACUAUAGCUUUUAAUAUAUUUGUAGAAGUGCUGCUAAUGUUCUUAGAUUAUUUGAAUUCCACACUGUGGUAUAAGAUCUGUUUUAUAUUAUUUUACCCAUGCUUUUGUUUUUUAUGUAAACUGUUCCUUAUUGUUGUUCAGAAAGAAAAAUUAAAGCUCUA
Molecule: messenger RNA, 10477 nt
Organism: Falco peregrinus (peregrine falcon)
Lineage: Eukaryota; Metazoa; Chordata; Aves; Falconiformes; Falconidae
Gene: SGSM1
Product: small G protein signaling modulator 1
Exons: 26
Coding region: 63-3521 (1152 amino acids)
Biological process (GO): activation of GTPase activity
Molecular function (GO): GTPase activator activity
Source: RefSeq, a predicted model, not a curated record